Aegilops tauschii subsp. strangulata is the source of this 2252-nucleotide messenger RNA. The record is from RefSeq and is a predicted model, not a curated record. Lineage: Eukaryota; Viridiplantae; Streptophyta; Magnoliopsida; Poales; Poaceae.
CGAACAGAAUAGAAGCAGAGGAAGCUGCCCGCCGCCCCUCCCCCAACUUCAGGAACCCUAGGCGUCGCCGCGUCCCUUCCCGUCGGCGCCGCCCGCCGCCGCUACCCCUGUCGGUCGUUGUGCUUCCUAUCCAGCCCCCCAGUCCCCUUCUGGCUUUCUCCACCUCGGCGAGACAGUCACUACCCCUGCCGGCUGUCGUGGGCUGCUGCCCUGUCCGGCGAGGCGGCGACCCUGACGAACUGCCGGCGCGGUGGCCCUUUCCAGGAGGCAGGAGUCACCUUUCUCCUCAGCGGCCGCAACACAGAGGCACAGAGCAGACAAUAGCAGCCAACAAGAGCAAAGGCAGUUCUUCCAAACCCCAAUUUCUGUUUGUAGAUGCUACUGUUUGAUGACGGUUUUUGUCAAUUUGUAGAUGACACCGUUGUUGCUUGAUGCCACUAUUUGUUAGAUACUUAGAUAAAAUUUGACAUUUAGUAAUUUUGUUUUCAUAUAUAAUGUUACAGGAAGGCAAGAUGAGUAAAAGAAACAGGACAUUGAAUUCAUUUUUUGAAGUUCGAACCACUGGCACCGUAGAAACGGGUCCUUCAAUUCAAACAACUGAUAAUACCCCUCGUAUUGUAGCUAAACUGAAGCCCGGUGAUAUUGAAGCAGGCCUUGGUAAGAGAAUACCAAUUGAGGAUUUGGAUGCAGACAUUAGAGAUCUUGCUAGAAGGGAGUACAUUAGUAUGGGUCCAUGCCAACCAACUAAUCAUACAUAUGAACGGUUAAAUGGUAGAAGCUUUCAUGGUUAUUGGUUCAAUGAUCAUCGCGGCUGGUUAGAAUAUAGCAUUGAAAAGAACGCAGUCUUUUGCUUUUAUUGUUUUCUAUUUAAGCAACCAAAAGCUAAAAACUAUGGUAUUGAAGCAGUCACGAAAAAUGGAUUUAAAUCUUGGAAGGAUGGGCCUAAAGUUUUCAAUCAACAUGUUGGCAAGCAUGAUAGUGCUCAUAAUAAAUCUAGGCAACAUUAUGAGGAUUUCAAAAAUCAAAGACAAAAUUUGCCACAUGUGUUUGAUAGGGGUUCUAAUAAGAAAGAAGAAGAAUACAAAGCUCGUCUCUUGAUUAUAAUGGGUAUUGUCAAAUUUUUGCUACUACAAGCUCUUGCCUUUCGUGGUCAUGAUGAGUCUACUAGCUCAAUGAAUAAGGGUAACUUUAGAGAGUUGUUGGACUUGUUCAUAAAGAAAGACCCGAAGGUGGAAAAAUUGUUUGGGGAUGCAGGAGAUAACCAUAAAUUGACUUCACAUGAGAUACAAUUGGAUUUAUGCAAGGCUUGUUCACAAGAGACCACCAAAGUCAUUCUUGAGGAGAUUGGAGAGAGUAAAUUUCCAUUACUUGUUGAUGAGUCUAGAGAUGCAUCUAUGAAGGAGAAAAUGGCUAUGUGUUUGAGGUAAGUCGGCAAACGAGGGGAGGUGAUUGAAAGAUUCAUGGCAGUUGAGCAUGUUCCUGACACAAAAGCAACUUCACUAAAGAUAGCUUUAGAUGGUAUGUUUGCUACUCUUGGCUUGUCUAUGUAUAAUCUGAGAGGGCAGGGUUAUGAUGGGGCUUCAAACAUGAGAGGGGAAUUUCGUGGAUUGCAAAGAUUGAUCUUGGAAGAAAAUCCUUAUGCUCACUAUAUACAUUGUUCUGCCCAUCAGUUACAAUUAGUGGUUGUUGCUGUUGCCAAGUGUUGUUCAUCAGUAAGGGAUUUUUUGAAUACACAAGCAUGGUUGUUAACAUUGUUAAUGCUUCUUCUAAAAGACAUGAUCAGUUAGCCCAAGAGCAACAUGAUGAAAUAGUGCGACAAAUAGAGGCCAGGGAACUUCUUGAGGGAAGAGGGAAAAACCAAUUAACUAACCUUGCUAGACCUGGUGAUACACAGUGGGGGUCAAAUCACAAAACCUUGUGCCGUCUUGUUGAGAUGUGGAAACCAGUUAUGAAGGUAUUAGAAAAUUUACACAAUGAUGCAGAUAAUGUUGCCCAAAAAACCACAGCCGCGGGGUUGAUAAAGCACAUGGAGUCCUUUGAAUUUGUUCUCAUCUUGCAUCUUAUGAUUAUAUUAUUGGGCAAGACUAACAAUCUGUCACAAUGCUUGCAAUUGAAAAUCAGCAUAUUGUACGUGCGGUGGGAUUGAUUAAAACCACGUUGGAGGAUAUUCAAGAGAUACGGCAGAAUGGUUGGGAUUAGCUCUUUAAAGAGGUAACUGACUUUUGUGUCAAAUACUACAUUGUAGUGCCAAA